Molecule: messenger RNA, 1395 nt
Organism: Brachypodium distachyon (stiff brome)
Lineage: Eukaryota; Viridiplantae; Streptophyta; Magnoliopsida; Poales; Poaceae
Exons: 4
Coding region: 113-1084 (323 amino acids)
Molecular function (GO): carbohydrate binding
Source: RefSeq, a predicted model, not a curated record
UGAUGUAUGCUAUAAAUAGCCCUUUGCCACACAUCAAUUCUCACACAGCGCAGGGCAGGGUCGACUACACUUGUUGAUCUCCUCUCCAAAUUAAACUUGACCCAUACUCCAAAUGGCCAACCCUUCCUAUUUGGAGAUGAGCCCCUUGGGCGUCCUUGUCAGGAGCACCGAGUUCAAGCUUCGGAACCUCUACUUGUCCCACGUCGAUUCACCAGCUUCAGCAGCACCAAACACAAACAGGUCCAAAUUGUUGGGUGUGGGUGUAGAUAUUAGCAUUGGGCUGGGCUCCAAGACCAAGAAUGCUGCCGUAGUUCAUGAUUUGGCGGUGUACGAUGGCGUUGGCCCUGAUAAGAAGCUAGUGGCCCGGGCACAGGGCCUGCGUGCUUCCGCUGGUAACUGGCACAAUUCCUUCUCCAUGGUGUUCGAGGACGAAAGGUUGAAAGGAUCGACGCUCGAGAUAAUGGGAGCAUCCGUUGACAAGGAAGGCGAGUGGGCUAUCGUGGGGGGCACCGGUGUGUUUGCAAUGGCACAGGGUAUCGUCGUUAGGAAGAUUCAUGACAAGGAUGCUGCAAAAGAUACCGUGGAGCUAACUAUUACCGGGUUAUGCACCAAGAAGGUUGUCCCAGCUACUGAUCUGACCAAGAACGGGCCGUGGGGUGGAAACGAAGGCUUUCCUCGUGACACCAAAGAGAAGCCGAUGCGUCUGGAAAGCGUGACCAUCCACUACGAGGGUCUCAUAGAUUCCUUCCAGUUCUCUUACACGGACCAAUCUGGGAACAAGCAGACCGAAGGCCCUUGGGGCGCUGGCGGACCAGUGGGUGCCACCACUGAAACGAUUAUCUUGGGCCCUUCGGAGUUCGUCAAGGAAGUGAGCGGGACCUACGGCAGCACGUUCAACACCACUAACGUGAAAUCCCUCAUGCUGGUCACCAACGUCAAGUCCUACGGGCCCUUCGGGAACCCAAACUACGAUAACGUGCAGGGGACCCCUUUCAGGUUCACGGCGGAGGACGGCAGCGCCGUCGUGGGCUUCUUCGGCCGUUCCGACAGGUUUCUCCACUCGUUCGGCGUUUACACGCUCUAGAUCAUUAUUUUUGAUUUUUCCAGCGUCGUCGGCGCAUCGUACGUGUGUUUUGUGUGGAUUUUCAUAUUUCCCUUCGUUUUGCUUUCCAACGAAUGAUUUAUUUAAGACAAGUGUGUGUGAGUACGUCCGUGCUGCGACACGUGUUUCAUCCUGUUUUUUUUCUUCUGCACUGAUUGUGCCGCGAGUGUUUAUAUAUUAACCCUCCUGUUGUAUUCUUCUUUCUUCUUUUGUGUGAGAAAUAGACCUUCCUUAAGGUUGCAUUGUUUUCUGAUCUUGGGAGUUAAAAUGAUAUAGCUAAAAAUGGAUGCUGA